Messenger RNA from Anopheles merus, 2247 nucleotides. Its product is annotated as WD repeat-containing protein 48 homolog. The transcript has 6 exons. The record is from RefSeq and is a predicted model, not a curated record. NCBI's taxonomy places the organism in Eukaryota, Metazoa, Arthropoda, Insecta, Diptera, Culicidae. Bases 1 to 2130 code for a protein of 709 amino acids. Gene Ontology annotation, biological process: protein deubiquitination; double-strand break repair via homologous recombination. Gene Ontology annotation, molecular function: ubiquitin binding.
AUGCUUACACACAAGAACAAUCAAGGUGGACGGAAAAAGAUGCAGGUGGCUUUCGUCAUACGGGAUGCUGAGGAAAAACGCCACCGAAAUGGGGUGAAUGCGCUGCAGCUGGACAGCAUCAAUGGCCGGUUGUAUUCGGCCGGCAGAGACGGUAUUAUUCGCCUAUGGAACUCGACACAGACUUCCUCCUCAGAGCCGUACAUCCAGAGCAUGGAGCAUCACAACGAUUGGGUGAACGAUAUCGUCUUAUGCUGCGGGGGUCGUAACUUGAUAAGCGCCAGUUGUGACACCACAGUGAAGGUGUGGAAUGCACACAAAGGUUUUUGCAUGUCGACUUUGCGCACGCACCGGGAUUACGUGCAAGCACUUGCGUACGCAAAGGAUCGCGAACAGGUUGCCAGCGCUGGAUUGGACAAGGCAAUAUUUCUGUGGGACGUUAACACACUUACCGCACUGACUGCCUCCAAUAACACAGUUACAACAUCCAGCAUAUCGGGAUCGAAGGACUCAAUCUACAGCUUGGCGAUGAAUCCGUCCGGGACGAUCAUUGUGAGCGGAUCGACAGAAAACACGCUUCGAAUUUGGGACCCGCGAACAUGCAACAAGAUCGCGAAACUGAAGGGACACACGGAAAACGUGAAAGCGCUAAUCGUAUCCGAGGAUGGCACGCAGGUCGUGUCCGGCAGCUCGGAUGGUAAGAUCAAGCUGUGGAGCAUCGGGCAGCAGCGCUGCAUUCAAACCAUUAGCGUGCACUCGGAAGGUGUUUGGUGUUUGCUGAUGACGGAGGGCUUCUCACACGUGAUCUCCGGUAGCCGGGAUCGGAAGAUCAUUAUGACAGAGUUACGGAAUCCCGCGAACAGUGUUUUAAUAUGUGAAGAGCAGGCUCCCGUUCUGAGCAUGUGCUACAAUAUUGACCAAACAGGCGUGUGGGCCACUACAUGGAACUCUGACAUUCGAUGCUGGAAGCUACACAAAACGGAAAAACUGUGCAACUACAGCUACUCCAACAGCAACAGCAGUAUCAACAACGGCAGCGGUGAUGGCACCUCCAGUUCUGUGGCACCAGCACCAGCAUCUAACAGCAGAGCACCGACAGCAGUGCCUACCGGGACGACCACGGCUAGCUCGGGCAAGGGCUAUGAGGUUGCUUGCAUCAAAGGAGGCGCCGCCAUCAAACGAUACCACGUGCUAAACGAUAAACGGUUCAUGCUGACGAGGGAUACGGACGAAAACGUGGCCAUCUACGACGUGCUGAAGAUAAAAAAGGUAGAGGAUCUCGGAAAGGUGGACUUUGAGGAGGAAAUUAAAAAGCGCAGCCAACGAAUUUACGUACCGAAUUGGUUCAUGGUGGAUUUAAAAACAGGAAUGCCAAUGAUAGUGCUAGGACAGGAUGAAAUCGAUUGCUUCGCAGCAUGGGUUUCGGCGGAAGCGGGCCUUCCAGAGCAUGCGGAACCCGGGUCAGAUCCAAAGGUGAACUAUGGCAGUCUGUUGCUACAGGCGCUGCUGGAACAUUGGCGACCUGCACCAUCGCACCACCAUAUCCAGGGCGGGCCGGUUGAAUUGGAAAACGGUUGUGAUGGUGACGUUCGGGGCAAUGAAUACUUCAGCGUGCCGAAGCAUACUCCAAUUAUUUUUAGCGAAGUUGGUGGAAGGAAUGUGUGCCGGCUGCUGGUAAAGGAUGCUGCCGGUGAAACGGAAAGCGCACUGCUAAACGACACCGUCCCGUCGUGGGUGACCAAUGUGGUCAUCGAUCGGACGCUACCCAAGUUCAUAAAGCUUCCGUUUUAUCUGCUGGCCCAUCCAUCGAUGCUGAAGCAGGACCGCAACAAAAAGGAACGCUUGAUAGCGAACGAGUUCAUUCAAUGUAGGAAAGUGUGUGAGCACGUGUUGGAGAAAGUACUGGGCUCCGAUUUGCCAACGAGCGACAGUAAUGGCAACUCCAACUCUUCGCAAAAUAACAGUCAAAGUGAUGGUAACUCCGAAAGCAGUCAGAUACCUGCCGAGGAACGAAUCGAGCUAUUGUGUAAUGAGGUGCUGUGUGAUCCCAACAUGGACCUUCGUACAGUGAGGCAUUUUAUUUGGAAACAGUCAUCGGAUCUAACUUUCCACUACCGGACGAAAUUAAACUAAAUUUGGCUAAUACCGUACCAUGGAUGUUAUGUUGCCCGUUUAAAAAGAACAUAUAUUGUAUGUAGAAUAUUCAUGAAAUUGUAAUGAAAGUUUGUCAAAGUAAACUUCGAAAUAUGC